Molecule: messenger RNA, 588 nt
Organism: Periconia digitata
Lineage: Eukaryota; Fungi; Ascomycota; Dothideomycetes; Pleosporales; Periconiaceae
Source: the annotation of a GenBank genome assembly
CGUUGACCGCGAAAAAAAAGGACCAUCAACAAUCAACAACACGCAUCACAGCAGCGAAUAAACAGUCUUCACAUUACAUUUCUUCCAACUCACACUCUUUUCAAGAAAUUUUUCAAGAUGAAAGCUUCCUUCAUUCUCGCUCUUACUCCUCUCCUGGCCUCUGCAGCACGGGUCAGCACACGCGCUUUGGAAGCCAGAGGCACCGAAGCCAGGGAGUUUCAUUGCAAGGGUAACAACUUGGAUGUGGGUCAUCUCGAGAAAGCUAUCGAUGAGCUUGUGAAGGACAUCGGUUCGGCAGAUGGUUGGCUCAAUGGAGAUUUUGUAUCCGCCGAGGGAAUCUACGAGGACACCAAGAUCUACAUCUGCAAUUACAACGGGGCGGCCGGAAUCAAAUACGAUAGAGAUCGCAUCGUCAAGCAAUUGGCUAGACUGAGUGCUGCUUGUGAGCACCCUUCUGAAUCUGGAUGGAUCCAGGAAGCGCCGCAGUUUGGAAAUAUUGGACGGGAUCACAGGGACUAUGUGUACUGCGGAGAUCUCCGUGGAGAAGACAAGAAGAAGAGGUCAGCGGAGCCUCUUCAGAUCGAAUAG